CAGAUGCUCUUUUUUUCAAAGUGAAAACAAAAUCUGAGCAGAAAGUGGAAUACUGAGCAAAACCCUCACUCAAAACGCCGCCGUUUUGUAUCGCUUCCUCCGGCCAAUCUAAUCGUCGUCUGACCUCACCUCACCUCAAUCCAUCCGUCUCCGUCUGUAAGUUUAGGAAAAAAGAAAAAGAAGAGUCUCCCUCAAGUGUUCAUUGUCAUCAUGUACGUGAAAGAAGGAUGCUCGUUGCUCUUGAAAGUUCAAAAACCAAUCAUCCCCUUUCUCCUCAACACAAAUCUCAACCUCCCUCAACCUCCAAACCCAGCAACAGCAACCGAGAUCAAAGAAUCAUACGUCGUAAAGCGGCUAAGACAAGAGCCAUGCGUCCCCUUAGCUUUGCACUUCUUCAAAUCCGUCACCAACUCAAACCUCUUCAAACACACGCCUCUGACAUUCGAGGUCAUGAUCAGGAAGCUAGCAGCGGACGGUCAGGUCGACAGCGUUCAGUACCUUCUCCAGCAGAUGAAGCUCCAAGGCUUCCCCUGUUCCGAAGAUCUGUUCGUCAACGUCAUCAGCGUGUACCGACAAGUGGGUUUGUCUGAACGAGCCGUGGAGAUGUUUUACAGGAUAAAAGAGUUCGGGUGUGUUCCUUCCGUUAAGAUAUAUAACCAUGUUUUGGAUACUUUGCUCGGUGAGAAUAGGGUUCAGAUGAUUUAUAAAGUUUAUAGAGACAUGAAGAAGAGAGAUGGGUUUGAGCCUAAUGUGUUUACUUAUAAUGUUCUUCUUAAGGCUUUGUGUAAGAACAAUAAGGUGGAGGGUGCUCAGAAGCUGCUUGUGGAGAUGUCGAACAAAGGAUGUUCUCCUGAUGCUGUGAGCUACACUACGGUGAUCUCGUCCAUGUGUGAGCUCGGUUUGGUGAAGGAAGGUAAGGAGCUCGCGGCGAGAUUCGAACCCGUUGUGAGCGUCUAUAACGCGUUGAUUAAUGGCUUAUGCAAAGACGGUGAUUACGAAGGAGCGUUUGAGUUGAUGAGAGAGAUGGUGGAGAAGAAGGGGGUGUCUCCUAAUGUUAUCUCAUACUCAACGAUCAUCAACGCGCUUUGCAGUGUUGGAGAAACCGAGAUCUCUUUCUCGCUUCUGGGGCAGAUGUUGAAACGAGGGUGUCAUCCGAAUGUCCAUACGCUGAGUUCUCUUGUGAAGGGUUGUUUUGUAAGAGGUAGGAGCAGCGCUGAUGCUCUACACUUGUGGAGUUCGAUGAUCAGAGGGUUUGAGUUGCAACCGAACGUUGUAGCGUUUAAUACUCUGGUGCAAGGACUCUGUUCCCACGGCGAUAUGGAGAAGGCUCUGUCUGUGUUUUCACGCAUGGAAGGAACCGGAUGUUCUCCAAACAUCAGAACUUACGGCUCUCUCAUCAACGGGUUCGCCAAGAGAGGUAGCCUCGAGGGGGCUGUUGAUACGUGGAACAAGAUGCUGACCAGUGGAUGCUCCCCAAACGUUGUGGUGUAUACAAGCAUGGUGGAAGCUCUUUGUAGGCACUCCAAGUUGAGAGAAGCUGAGUCUCUUAUAGAGAUUAUGUUCAAAGAAAACUGUGCUCCUCCUUCCGUGGCGACGUUCAACGCGUUUAUCAAAGGCUUAUGCGAUGCAGGGAGGCUUGACUGGGCAGAGAAAGUGUUCGUACAAAUGGAGGAGCGAUACAAGUGUCCUCCUAACAUUGUAACGUACAACGAGUUGCUAGACGGGCUCUCAAAGGGGAACCGGAUAGAAGAAGCUUAUGGUCUGACCAGAGAGAUCGGUGUGGAGUGGAGCUCGUCUACUUACAACACGCUUUUACAUGGGUCAUGCAGUGCAGGUCUCCCCUGGAUAGCUCUGCAGCUAGCAGGGAAAAUGGUGGUUAGUGGUAAAUCUCCGGAUGAGAUAACGAGGAAUAUGAUAUUAUUAGCGUAUUGCAAACUAGGAAAAGCUGAGAGGGCGGUUCAGAUGUUGGAUCAAGUUUCGUUUGGAGGAAGAAAAUGGCGGCCAGAUGUAAUCUCAUACACAAACGUGAUAUGGGGUCUAUGCAGCUCAAAUUGUAAGGAAGAUGCAGUGAUUCUUCUUGAGAGGAUGAUAAGUGAAGGGAUUGUCCCAAGUGUUGCUACAUGGAAUGUAUUGGUUCGUUGUUUUAUCACCGAUGACAACUUGUGCUCAUGAUCAGUUUAGUUGGGAAGAAGCCAUUUGCUUCUUUGUAUGAGAGUUAGAAGCAUCAACUCUUGUGGUGGAUAUAUGGAAAUCUUGUGACCACAUGGAAGCUUAGCUUUUCGGUCUUCACUGGACUCUCCAAGAAAUCUCAAGAAAAUAUUUUGGAUUCUUGCAAGAAAAAUCAGACGGCUGGUUUUGGUAUGUGACAACAUUUUGCUGAGAGGUUGGCUAAGCAAAUAUGAUGUGACAGAUGCUCCUUAGCCAUGCUUACAGUGAUUUGAUUAUUUGGUCAGCACUUUUCCUGAUGAUUCAGUAAGUCAAGAAGCUGUUUGAAAAACUGUUUUCUAAGUAGGAGCUCAAGGAGAUAGAUUUAGAUUCUCUGGCCAAGGUUUUGAGUUUAUAUUCAUUUGUGUAUGAUAUAUAUAGUUCGUUGACAAGUAAAGAAGCUAUAUUGGUCUGA
Raphanus sativus (radish) is the source of this 2620-nucleotide messenger RNA. RefSeq names its product pentatricopeptide repeat-containing protein At3g48810. The coding region runs from base 211 to 2172 and encodes 653 amino acids. Gene Ontology annotation, molecular function: protein binding. Lineage: Eukaryota; Viridiplantae; Streptophyta; Magnoliopsida; Brassicales; Brassicaceae. The transcript has a single exon. The record is from RefSeq and is a predicted model, not a curated record.